Debaryomyces fabryi is the source of this 693-nucleotide messenger RNA. RefSeq names its product sugar O-acetyltransferase. The record is from RefSeq and is a predicted model, not a curated record. NCBI's taxonomy places the organism in Eukaryota, Fungi, Ascomycota, Pichiomycetes, Serinales, Debaryomycetaceae. The coding region runs from base 1 to 693 and encodes 230 amino acids. The transcript has a single exon. Gene Ontology annotation, molecular function: galactoside O-acetyltransferase activity.
AUGACCAUAGAUGCAUUGUUUAAUAGGGCAGAUAUUUCUGCUAGUAUUAUGAAAAAGUCAUUAGAGGGCAACAAAGAGUACGAAAGAAUGUUAGCCGGAAAGCCAUAUAAUUCCUUCGAUAAAGAUUUGAUAUUGGCUCGUACGAUAUCGAGUGAAAUUGCAGGUGCAUAUGCUGAUAUUAAGUUGAGCGAUCAUGGAUAUGAUAUAGAGAAGCAUCAAAAAUCAAGGGCUGAUUAUUUAUCCAAGUAUUUAUUCUUUAAAAGGGUUCCUGAUAUUUACCUUGAACCUCCAUUUUUUGUGGAUUUUGGAUGUAAUAUUAAGUUUGGCCAUAAUUUCUAUGCCAACUUCAAUGCAACUUUCCUUGACUGUGCAACAAUUACAUUUGGUGACAAUGUUCUUUUGGGACCCAAUGUGACAUUCACUACUGCUGGACAUGCGACAGACCCUCAGGAGAGAUUGGAUGGAGUUGAAUUUGCCUAUCCAAUUAAUAUCGGUAGCAAUGUUUGGUUUGGCGCAAAUUCAAUUAUAUUGCCAGGUAUUACCAUCGGGGAUGGCGUUGUUGUUGGAGCGGGAAGUGUGGUAACUAAAUCCGUUAGUAGUGAUUGUGUAGUCGUUGGGUCACCGGCGAGGGUGAUCAAAAAUUUGAAACUGACAGAAGAAAGGGAGAUUGCAAUAAAAGAAACCGAAAAAUAG